Molecule: messenger RNA, 2645 nt
Organism: Pungitius pungitius (ninespine stickleback)
Lineage: Eukaryota; Metazoa; Chordata; Actinopteri; Perciformes; Gasterosteidae
Product: arginine and glutamate-rich protein 1-B
Exons: 4
Coding region: 259-1059 (266 amino acids)
Cellular component (GO): nucleoplasm; mitochondrion
Molecular function (GO): cadherin binding
Source: RefSeq, a predicted model, not a curated record
UGGCUUGUGGGAAACUUACAUGUUAGACAAACCGCCAUCUUUCUUUUUGGAGAAUUAGCAGGGCAAAAUAACAACCAGUUCUGAAUGAUCAUUUAUACAUAACUGAAAUGCUGGAGAAAUUCCUCUUCGUCAUUUACUGUAAAUAAUAAGUGUAAAGUGAUACGAGUGAAACGGAACUCCAGAUACUGCCCAAACACUAGACAUAAGACACAGUAGUUUGGGGUAAGCGCUGUGCUAACGCUAGUGGAGGUAGGCAACAUGGGCCGAUCUCGGAGCCGCAGCUCGUCCCGGUCGAAACACUCCAAAAGCAGCAAGCACAGCAAGAAACGGAGCCGGUCGCGGUCUAAAGAUAGGGAGAGAUCUAAAAAGCGGUCUAAGUCCCGAGAAUCAAAAAGGAACCGUCGCAGAGAGUCUCGAUCCCGUUCUAGGUCCACUACAGCCUCAUCCCGCAGAGAAAGACCAGCCUCGCCGCCCGAGCGCAUCGACAUCUUCGGCAGGACUCUGAGCAAGAGAAACGCUUUGGACGAGAAGCAGAGGAAGGAGGAGGAGGAAAGAAGGGCAGAAAUGGAAAGACAUAGGAAGAUCCGGCAGCAGGAGAUCGAGGAGAAGCUGAUCGAGGAGGAGACGGCACGGAGAGUGGAGGAGCUGGUUGCCAAGCGAGUGGAGGAGGAGCUGGAGAAGCGGAAGGACGAGAUCGAGCGGGAGGUGCUCCGGCGCGUUGAGGAGGCAAAGCGCAUCAUGGAGCGGCAGCUGCUGGAGGAGCUGGAGAGGCAGCGGCAGGCAGAGUUGGCGGCGCAGAAGGCCAGAGAGGAAGAAGAAAAAUCAAAGCGGGAGGAGCUGGAGAAAAUCCUAGAGGAGAAUAACCGCAAGAUCGCCGAUGCUCAGGCCAAGCUGGCUGAGGAGCAGUUGCGUAUUGUAGAGGAGCAAAGAAAGAUUCACGAGGAGCGCAUGAAGCUGGAGCAAGACCGACAAAAGCAGCAGAAGGAAGAGCAGAAAAUCAUCCUCGGCAAGGGCAAGUCCAGGCCCAAGCUGUCCUUCUCUCUCAAGGCUACCGAAUAAGACUACUCCAUCCACACGCCCCGCCCCGCCCUGCCUUCACCCCCCAACCCAGCUCUCCCUCCAUCAAUCAACCAACCAACCCCACCCCUCUUCAGAGGAAUGGUCGCUUCGUUUUGGAAGUGCUGAAGGAAGGCAGAGGAAAGAGGUGUGUGGACUCGCCCUUUCCUGUGAAAGGCCCACGUCGAGCCUCCCGGCCUUAAAGAGGAGGUAGCUCAUCUCCAUUAAAAGACCUGACUGCUCCUUCCAUCCUCCCUCCUCACCACCGCACAGAUGAAUUCUGCUUUUCUUUCUCUCCAGUUUUAUUUUCAUUUUUAGGGAACUCAACCUUUAGAGAAUAUUGAAUGCUUUAACGUGUCCCUUUUUCUGGAAGUCUUAACUCUGUAACAUUGCGCAACUGUGCGCCUGCGCUCUUACAUGUCUACACCGCCAGCCGACCACACUCUUUACCAGUCGCUGAUGUAGAAGAGUAUGUGUGAUUUUGUCUAGUUCGGUCUACUGUAAAAGCUCAUGAAUGGCUUGGGAGUUGGCCUGUGAUUUUUCUGUUUUCCAUUUUUUCAUUCUGUGGUGACAAAUCCCAGCCCAGCUAAUCAAAGCACAGUUAAUGUCCCGUCCAGCUGACCGGUCUGUGGCUUCCACCUUCAUUACUUCCUUCACUGUAUACACCUACAGACACCUUUUUUAUUUUUGCUUCACCUCUGUCGACAAUGUAUAUAUAUAUAUUUUUUUCUUUCUAAAUGACAGCAUUAUCUCUAGCUGAGAGGAAAUGAUAAAGCUUAUGUUAGAUCUGAAGGGCUCCCAUGGCUGAACCACGAGCCUACAACAGGAAGCGUCGUCUCUGACAAGGGGGCCUGUGGGAUGGUGGGGGACAGAGAGAGCGUUGCCUGUAUGAUGUAAUUUUACUAGCCUUGCUGUGAUGUGCUGAGUCCCACUCCUCCCCAAGUUAACAAAAAGUCCCAGUAAUAGUAAACACUUGGGUUUAGUUUUAUCAGACUCUUUGGGACAACACCCGGCCAUAAGGUCCCGGUACACACCCAGUUUAGCUGUAGUACAUGAACUUGGCAAGGCGCUACACUCGGUAAGUCUUGAAUCGUAUAGGAUGGACAAGUUCAGGUAAGAUAAGGUUUGAGGUCGUGUGCGUGUCCGAUUGUUUGUGUGUGUGUGUGUGUGUGUGUGUCCGACCUCAGGUGGGUAUAAUUUUUGUUAUGUUGUGGGAUUUUGUAUUUGUCAUGUAAUAUCCCCCCAAUUGUCAAGGGACUAAACAGUUGAAUAAAUCUAUUGAAUGCCGUGUGUCCGCAUGCGCCAAAGCCCUCCUCGUUACUAGGCUGAAGUGAUGUGCUGAAGCUGCUUAACAUGGCCCUUCCAACCAGGUCAGGGUCUCACUUGGUCAAUGAUAAUCUCUAUUACAGUUAGGUAUGUGAUGCACGCAGUGUAUUGUCACAUGAAUCUUUUGAUUCUAACCUGUUUGUGAAAUUCAAUAGUCAUUGAAUGAAAGUUUCAUCUCCUAAUAUCUACUUGAAUAUCCAAAGCUAAUUUGAUAUUGUCUAACAUCCAUUCUAUGACGAGACAAUAAAUGUAUGUUUACUUAU